AUGAAUUCUCUUGAUAAGCUAAUUACUAUUAUUGGAUAGAUAAUAAUACUAUGUGAAUACAAUUAUGAAUAUUUGGGUAAUUCUGCUACAUUGGUUAUUACACCAUUAACAGAUAUGGAGCACCAGAAGGACCUGCAGGAACAGGUAAAACUGAAAUUAUUAAAGAUUUAACUAAAGCUUUAGCUAGAUAAUGUAUUGUUUUUAAUAGUUCUUAUGGUUUAGAUUAUAAGGCUAUGGUAAAUUCUUUAAAGGACUUGCUAGUUUUGGAGUAUGGUCAUGUUUUGAGGAAUUCAGUAGUAUUGAUUACCUGAUAAUUUGAAAGCAUUAUUUAGAUGUGUUGUUAUGAUGGUUCCCAAUUAUGAAAUGAUUGCAGAAAUUUUAUUAUAUUCUUAUGGAUUUAGUUAAGCAAGAGAUUUAGCUAGAAAAAUUGUUACAACCUAUCAAUUAUGUUCAGAAUAAUUAUUAUUUUAAGAUCAUUAUGAUUAUGGUACUAGAGGUGUUAAAUCUGUAUUAACUGCUGCUGGUAAUUUGAAAAGAAAGUUCUAAAAAAAGAUGAAUUCAUUUUAAUGCUCAGAGCUAUUAAUGAUCUCAAUCUAGCAAAAUUUUUGUUUUUUGAUUUACCCUUAUUUUAAGGUAUUAAUAAUGACAUAUUCUCAAUCAAAUUACCUGAAAUUUAUUAUAAAAAUAUGUAUGAGUGUAUCAAUAUUGAAAUUGAAAAAACUAAUUUGUAGAUGUUUCCAGAUUUUAUUGUUAAAGUUAUACGAAAUGAUUCUUGGAAGACAUUGUUUAAUGAAUGUUGGAUUACCUUUUAUUUGUAAAACUAGUAUCAAAGUAUUAGCUGGUCCUUAAUUUUAUUAAAUGAAAGAGCAUAAUUGAAUGAAAGAAAGUAUAAUCUAUCACCAAAAUUAUAACCACAUGAAAUAUUAGUAAAAACAACAGAUACAGUACAUUAUUUAUUAAAGAAUAUGUUUUCAGGUACAGCAACAUUAUUUUUUGGACCAACAGAUACAGGAAAAAGUGUUUAUAUAAAGAAUGUUUAGCAGAAUUGCCAAAGGGAUUAUAUUCUGCAAUAGAAUUAAGAUUUUCAGUAUAAACAACAUCUACAUAAACAUAAUUUUUUAUUGAUUUAGAAAUUGGAGACUAUGGGACCACUAGGAGGAUGUACAUUAAUUACUCCAAGAAUAUUGAGACAUUUGAGUUUGAUAUCAUUAGCUGCUUUUGAUGAUGAGACAUUGAAUCGUAUUUUUGGCUUUAUUUUAAAAUGGUUUUUUACAAAUUAGAAUUUUCCUUAAGAUAUUUUAAAGAUGGAAUCUAAGAUUGUAAAUGGAACAUUGGAAAUAUAUAAAUUAGCAAUGAGAGAAUUAUUAUCAACUCCACCAAAGAGUCAUUAUUUAUUUAAUUUAAGAGAUUUUGUAAAAAGUGAUAUUAGGAAUUUGUUUAGCAGAUAAAGACAAGAUCAAUACGACAGAUGUAAUGGUUAGACUUUGAACUCAUGA
Messenger RNA from Paramecium sonneborni, 1496 nucleotides. NCBI's taxonomy places the organism in Eukaryota, Ciliophora, Oligohymenophorea, Peniculida, Parameciidae. The record is from the annotation of a GenBank genome assembly.